AUGAGCCGAUUCAUCGUCCCUCGACUGUUGAAAUGCCCACCGGUCAUUCAACUUAGGAAGCUACUGCUCGGUGGUUGUCCUCAUUUCCACUUCUCUGCUAAGAAGUGUGAUAUCGCCGCACAGCAGCUACCUAGAGUACCGGUUCCUGGACUCAGGGAAACUUUGGAUAAGUACCUGGAGUACGUGUCAGUGAUCAGCAGUGAGGAAGACUUCGUGGUCACUCGGCGAAAUGUCCAAGAGUUCGCUGAAACAGAGGGUCCGGCGCUCGAUCAGCAACUGCGAGCCAUUGCAGCCAACGAGGAGAACUGGGUCAAUCAGUUUUGGAUUAAGGAGAUGUACCUCGGCAAUCGGCUACCGUUGCCGAUUUAUUCAAACCCUGGAUUUCUCUUGCCACAACAGAGCUACGCCUCCAAUGAGGAAAUGACAAGAUUUGUGGCGUUAUUCAUACAUGGUAUAUACGACUACAAAGAGAAAAUAGACAAGAGAACGGUUCCAAUCGAUUUAACAACCGGACUGCACAAGGGUCAGCUGAUGUGCAUGACGCAGUACUGGAAUCUUUUUAAAUCGUACCGGAAACCUGGACUUUCCGUUGAUCAGCUGGAAACGGAUACCAACUCUGACUUGAAUGAUAACGAGCAUAUUAUCGUAAUGCACGAUAAUCAGGCCUACUUAGUUUUGACUGUGGUUCAUGGGCAGCUUCGAAGCCAGACUGAAAUUUCUGCAGAGUUGCUGCAAAUACUGGCAACGGCUAAAAGUCCUCAGAAGAGCGGUUGCAGGGCUCCGGUUGGCGCCUACACGUCGGUGGAUCGCAAUAAAGCUUACCGAGCGUACCAAAUGUUGCUGAAGUGCAGUAGAAACAGGCUCUCAUUGGACAUGAUCAAAUCGAGCAGCUUCGUCGUUUGCCUCGACAAAGCGACAGGCUACGCGACCAGCAGCGAACGAACCCCGUCUGCGACUACCUCAAGAAAUCUGUCGUACAUGAUUUUAGGCGGUGGUUGUGAUCGCUCCUCAUGCAACCGGUGGUACGACAAAACGCUUCAGUUCAUUUUUACUCGUGAUGGCUUGUGUGGUAUCAAUUAUGAACAUACUGUGGCUGAAGGAAUACCGCUGAUCCAUUUGGCUGAGCACGUGAUUCAUUAUAUAGAAAAGUACAAGCCUGUAGCUGGCAAGCAGCCUCCAGCUGUCACCUCUCCACAAUUUCUCGAAUGGUUAAUAAAUCCUGAGUUGCAGCAUCUGUUGGAGGAAUGCUGUAAGGAUAUUGAUAAACUGGCAAAUUCACUAGAUGUCGAGGUGCUAUGUUUCCGGAAGUACGGCAAGAAUUUCAUUAAGCAGAUGUGUAUCAGCCCAGAUGCCUUCGUGCAAUUGGCUCUACAACUGACUUACUACAGAUGCUAUGGGCGACUGACAUCGACUUACGAAAGUGGAACGCUGCGACGGUUCAUCAAGGGGAGAGUGGAAAACAUUCGAGCAGCCACCCCAGAGGCUUUCGAAUGGGUGAAAGUCAUGGACAGUAAGGAUGUGUCGCAGGACGUGAAGCAUAAAGCUUUCAAAAACGCCGUUAAGAAACAGACAAGCGUAAUGGAAGAGGCAACCAGCGGUUAUGGCAUCGACAACUACCUCGUGGCUCUACGAGAACUCGCGUCACGGAACCUCAUUGAACAGCCAAAGAUCUUCACCGACAAAAACUUUGACAAAUCUUUCCGGUUCCCGCUAUCAACAAGUCAGGUUAAUACGUCGAUUGCCAGCGUGGUAGUUGGUUACGGGCCGGUCGUUGACGAUGGCUACGGAUGCGGUUACCGAAUGCAGCCUGAAGAAAUCUUUUUCGUUAUAUCAAGCAGCAGGAACUGCCAGUUAACUAGUUCCUUAACAUUCCAGAAAACGUUGGAAAAAACCCUGCUGGACUUGAGAAACUUCACCAGAGAUAUGCAAUGA
Molecule: messenger RNA, 1932 nt
Organism: Soboliphyme baturini
Lineage: Eukaryota; Metazoa; Nematoda; Enoplea; Dioctophymatida; Soboliphymatidae
Source: the annotation of a GenBank genome assembly